This is a messenger RNA of Paraglomus brasilianum, 672 nucleotides long. Lineage: Eukaryota; Fungi; Glomeromycota; Glomeromycetes; Paraglomerales; Paraglomeraceae. The record is from the annotation of a GenBank genome assembly.
AUGCUGCGUUGCGUUCAACUUCUUGCCAUCUUCCUCAUAAUAUGCUCUCUACAGCUGGUUCUAGCAGAUGAUGAACCUGAACCCACCUGCACGAUAGCCAUAGAGAAUACCGGAAAUAUUAUCGACCUACGCAAAUUACGAAGAGAUUCAGGAGAUGACUGGGAAGUUACGAACGACAACAGUGAAGUUCAAUACAAAUUAAACGUGUGUAAUACCAUCAAUCAACAAAAAGAACUGACAGGAAUGGGAGCAUACGUCAAAGAAUAUAAAGAGAUUUAUGGUUUAGGGAGAUAUUCUGACAAACUAGAAUAUCGUAAUAAUAAGGCGAUACUGACUUAUAAAAAUGGAGAUCCAUGUAUCUCUGGUUCCCGUCGCACCAGUAUAAUAUUCUUCAGCUGCGAUAGAUCAGUCGACGAGUCUAACGCACCUGUAUUCGUAACGGACUUAAAUCAAUGUGUAUAUGUCUUCGAAUGGCGAACGCCAGUGGCAUGUCCUGUGCCGAAAAAUCAAGAAGGCAUAACAGGUGUAGGGUUAUUCUUUAUCAUAUUCCUCAUUGCGCUACUCGUUUAUUUCGUAGGUGGGAUUUUUUAUAAUCGUAUGGUGCAUCAUGCUUCCGGAGUUUCACAAAUACCCAAUUCCGGUUUCUGGAAAGAAGCCUGGUACUUCGUCAGG